This is a messenger RNA of Hippoglossus stenolepis (Pacific halibut), 3899 nucleotides long. RefSeq names its product dachshund d (gene dachd). Bases 302 to 2314 code for a protein of 670 amino acids. The transcript has 13 exons. The record is from RefSeq and is a predicted model, not a curated record. NCBI's taxonomy places the organism in Eukaryota, Metazoa, Chordata, Actinopteri, Pleuronectiformes, Pleuronectidae.
UAGCUCCUCCCUCUCUGUACCGUGUGACAACAACAACUCAUCCACAGAGCGGAGCUGCACUUUUCAGCUCAUUUUCCUCCUGUCAUUCCUCCUCCUAUCUUUGAUCAUUGUCCCGCCGCUCGGCCCCCCCAAAAGCCCCUCACUCAGCACGCCUUUUUCUGCGCAGCUCUUUUCUACUUUCCCCCCCUAACUUAUCCGAGGAGCUAAACUCUCGUGGAUUCUUUCAUUUCGGGGUGUCUCGCCAGGCUGGGUUUUUAUACUUUGAACUUCGGCUACUCUCUUCCCCCUCCUGUAGGUGACCAUGGCCGUACCGGCUGCUCUGAUCCCACCAACUCCUCUGGUGCCGCUGCCUCCGAUCUCGACUCCCUCCACCACCACGUCCCCGCCGUCGACAACUUCAUCGCCGUCUCCAUCCCUCGCGCCUCCAUCCGGACCCGGGCAGAACCUGUUCAGGUCGGAGCUGCUCGCCACCGGCAGCCCGGGCAUCCCGAACCCGAACGCGGCGCUGCCCCCCGGCAAACCCGUGUACUCGACCCCGUCGCCUGUUGAGAACAUACCGCAAAACAACGAGUGCAAGAUGGUCGAGUUGCGCGGUGCCAAAGUGGCCUCGUUCACCGUGGACGGCUGCGAGCUCAUCUGCCUUCCGCAGGCGUUCGACCUGUUCCUGAAGCACCUGGUCGGGGGACUGCACACCGUCUACACCAAGCUGAAGCGGCUGGAGAUCACGCCGGUGGUGUGCAAUGUGGAGCAGGUCCGCAUCCUCCGAGGGCUCGGCGCCAUCCAGCCAGGGGUGAACCGCUGCAAACUCAUCUCCAGGAAGGACUUCGAGACCCUGUACAACGACUGCACCAACGCGAGCUCCAGACCUGGCCGGCCUCCGAAGAGGACCCAGAGCUUGACAUCAUCAGAGAACCCCCACAUCAUGCCCCACUCGGUCCCCGGCCUCAUGUCCCCCGGCAUGAUGCCACCCACAGGCCUGACAGCGGCGGCGGCAGCAGCUGCCAACGCAGCCAUCGCAGAGGCCAUGAAGGUCAAGAAGAUCAAGCUGGAGGCGAUGAGCAGCUACCACGGCAACGCCAACCACCACGGGGCCGACGAGAAUGGAGACCUCAGCUCCGGCAUCGAGCCAUCAGCCGUAUACUGGGCCCAGACAUCUUCGUCAUCACACCGCCGCUCCUCUGGGACCAAGAUAAAGACAAAGAGAGCAAAUCCAAAAAGAUUCCUGGAUCUGCCCCCUGAUCCGUAUCUGCACCAUAAUUUAACAGGCCUGGAACUCCCCUUCAUGAUGAUGCCACACCCCCUGAUCCCAGUCAGCCUGCCCCCAGCCUCUGUCACCAUGGCGAUGAGCCAGAUGAACCACCUCAGCACCAUCGCAAACAUGGCGGCUGCAGCACAGGGCCAGAGCCUGCCCUCCAGAAUGGUCACCUCUGUUAUAAAGUGGAUGCAGGGGCUGCAGGAACGUGUGCCGGACAGUCCCUCCCCUGCUCCCUCCUUAGAAGACAACAGGAGGCCGGGCAGUCACCCAUCGUCCCACCGCAGCAGCAGUGUGUCCAGCUCCCCAGCCCACACAGAAAGCUCCUCAGAUAGGAUACGUACGUCUUCAUACUACACUGCACACCACAAUGGCCUGUCCAUGAACCAAGCCCUGCUCGGCCUGUCCCCCAACAUCCCGCCUGGACCUAAAGAGGGAGACCUGGCCCACGACAUGAGCCACGAAGCAAAGAGGAUGCAUGCUGACAAAGAGGACAACCUGAUGUGCACCCCAACAGCAAGAGACAGCUACGAGAGGUUGUCGUUGGCUGGACAGGCUCUACCUCCUGGCUUCCCCUCACCAUUCCUCUUCCCAGAUGGUUUGUCAUCAAUAGAGACCCUACUCACAAACAUACAGGUGUGUGCACAGGGCCUGCUCAAAGUGGCAAUUGACAACGCACGGGCUCAGGAGAAGCAGGUGCAGCUGGAGAAGACGGAGCUGAAGAUGGAGCUGUUCAGAGAGCGGGAGCUCAGGGAGACUCUGGAGAAGCAGCUCGCCAUGGAGCAGAAGAACAGAGCGAUCGUCCAGAAGCGUCUCAAGAAGGAGAAGAAGGCGAAGAGGAAACUCCAAGAAGCUCUGGAGUACGAGUCCAAGAGGAGAGAGGUGGCUGAGCAGACCCUGAAGCAGCCGUCGCCCUCUGACAGCAUGCGUUCACUCAACGGUCAGACGCUCCACAACUCUCUGACCCCUGAGAUGGAGAGUGACCGCAGCAGUGGAAGAACAGAUGCUGAAAGGACAAUACAAGAUGGAAGACUGUUCCUGAAAACCACAGUGAUGUACUGAUAAGGCCGCGAGGAGCUGGAGGAAACAAAAAAAAAAUUUCAUGAAAAAAAAAAAGGGAGAAAGAAAGAAAGAAAAAGAAAACCCAUGAAGAUUCUCAACGGCCCUUAUCCAGGCUGAUUUUAAUAGUGGAAAGAAGUCAAGCUGCUUGUAGGAGUUCAAUGGAAAUGCUGUGUUCACCCAAAUGCUGGAGGAGGUUGUGUCUGAAUGUAGAGUAAGAAGUCUUUUUUCCACCACCAGAGGCCGACGCAAAAUAGUUUGAUAAAGCAGGUUUUGACGGGUUGGCCAAACGUGAAGGAUAACAUAUAUAUUGAGCACAGUAAAAAUGUACCCAUGGUACACUGUUGGUAAUAACUCGUAAAUUCACAGCACUGAAGAUUUUUAUACUGUAUCUCAGCCAGCGAGAAAGCUUCGAAAAACGAAAAUUCGACUGAAGGUUUGUUUUGUAUUUCAAAUUGAAUUUUGAGAAGCCAACGCGUGGAGAUGAACCUUGCGGAGGGCGAGAAAAAAAAAAAAAGUGUGAAUCUGUCCACGUGUUCAUCAAAAGAGAAGACUGAUGUUUUGAUUUUAAUGUUUUCUAAAUUAGAUGACAAUACAAUCAAGUUUCCUUUUUACCAUUGUUGUAUAUACAUGAUCGGAUGAUAAUGAUAGGAAAAACUCACUCUAUCGAACCCCAGCGGAUUGAUGAGGUAUGUGUAUAUAACGUUAAGAGGUAUUGUGUAUGCAGUAGAGCUAUUAGGCAAACAAUACCACCAUUUAUAUAAACCUACAGUUUUGUUUUGUUCUAUUUCUGAGCCAUCAUUCUUUCCUAUAGCUGCCAUUUUGGUGAGAAAGCAUGCAGGCAUGUAAAUGUUUGUCCUGGAAUUAUGAUAUUUAAUAAAUCCUAUAUUGUGCUGAACAAAUACUAGGGUUGACUCACUCGAGCCCGCAGGAUUUUGAAAAACAUAACUAUCAGACAUUUCACUUUCCAAAAGACUUUUGCUGUCGAUAGUACUGUAAUCUUUGUAACAGAGGUAAUAUUUCUUGGAAUUUACUGUACAUUUGUCAUGAGACACACUCAAAAGACAGCACCUCUCGAUACUUUUACAGAAACAAAAAAAGAAAAAAAAGAUCCGGACUAAUUAUGACCACGUGUGUCGGCUCCAGAAACAAACGGUCACGACACAAAUGUUUCCAAUCUCGAUGCCAUUUAGUAACCACGACGCUCGAAUCCCCGUUGAGCCACCACAAACACACUCUUCUUUUUUUAGAGUGCGCGGCGAGAUCCUGACGAGAAGAAGAACUCAUGAUAAGUUUUGAUUUUCUUGUUACUUUCCCUGAAGACUUCUGAAUUUCAGUGCUGAACCACCUGUGUAUAUUCUCUAGACAUAAGCUGAUGUCAGUCGUUUAACUGCAAACCAGUUUAGACCUUAUGUGUUACAAUCAGGAGAGGAAGAGGAGGAGGAGUGUCCCAUGUUCACAAUGUGUUUGUUCUUUUUGUUCUCAAUGGAGUGUCUAGGUCUGUUGUCACUGAUAACUUAUAUAGCUUCUCGAAUCAUCUCUUCAUUGUAUUUCAAAUUCAAAUAAAAGUUAACAUGUUGAUGAUAAA